CUUUUAAGCAAAAGCGCUGCUAUAGGUUUCGCUAAAAAUAAAACUAAAACACAAGAGAAAAAAACGCUGCUGUAGAGGAACAUUAGAAAGCGCUUAAAAAAAGCGCUGGUAAAGGGUCCCCUUACGAAAGCGCUUUUCAAAAAGCGCUGGUAAAGGUCCCAAUAUGAAAGCGCUUCCUAAAAAGCGCUGCCUUAGGCCAUUAAGUUUAAAAAAAAAAAAAAAAAAAACAACCAAAAUCCCUAAUUCAUUUUCACGAUUUUCAGUCUUCCCUAAAUACAAAUCUUCUUCUCCAGCUCCGCUCCCCUCUCUCCGCCGUCCCUCAGCUACUUUACUUCUUCCUCUCUCGCAGCGUUUUUCCUCAGUUCCUCUUCUUCUCCGACACUGAAACCCUAAAGUCAUUGUCAGUAUGUUCUUCUUAUUCUCCGACGCUGAAACCCCCUCUCCGACGAAGAAACCUAAAGUCACUGUGUUUCUCUCUCUAGAACUCCAGAAAUCGUAGCUCUUCCGAUUCACCCUCACAAUGGGUUCCGAGGGAUCCAGCGUCGUUGGUAAUUCUCGAACACAUCUUCACUUUGGUUUUCAUUUUCUAUUGUUUAGUGUUCUUCGUCUUUCUACUGGUUCCAAUUUUGUGCAUUUUUUUUGUUUUUCCAGUGGUUGGUUGCUUGUGUAUAGGUUCUCAUGUGAUUCUCUGCUUGUUUUUUCAAUUGUGCUGGAUAUGUAAUUUAGAAUUUCUAACUUCCGUUUCUCUGUGUUGAAAUUGGUCAAGUGUUUGUUUGAAUCUGGUGGUUAUGCAAAUUCAUUUUAUUUGGAGCUGUGAUUGUGUGAAUUUCUAGUUAUCUGAGCUAUUUCUAUGAUGAAUGUAACAGUGAAAGGGGGAAAUUUUUUGAAUUGAAUGUGUUUGUGAAAUGAAAUUUGAAUGCGGUUGUAGGGCUUCUCAUGGAGACGCAGCCACACGAUAAUUUGCAGCAUGCACUGGUUUCUUCCCGUGACACCAACAAUCUACCCAACGACGCGGUGGUCGAUGCGGUGGCCGAUGUUUCAAACCACAUGUGCCUAAUUUGCGAAUUCACUCGCUCGUUUUUCUGUUUGAGAAACUGUUGAUGGAAAGCACUAGCCUUAGCCUCUAUGUGUCUCAGACUGAUGCUGAUUGUGUUUGCCAAACACCAGAGUGGUAGUCAAGUCUCUGCAUAGUUCAAAAAAUGCUUCUGAAGUUUGGGAAAAAGAGUCACAGCCCGACUACACGCAACACGGAAACAGAUAAUGUCAGCGUUGGUGGUUAUGAGGUAGAUGAGAUUGGAACUAACAGUUCCUCUAAUGAAGGAACUGCUAUCAAAAAGAAGAUAACUCGAUUCGAAAUGCAUCAAGCUCUGAAAUUGCAACGCGGAGAGAUUUCACAACGCAGUGUGUACAACCCUCUUGAUUUGUUCUCUGAAUCAAAGGAAAGAGUUCAUAAAGCUAUCAAAAAUCUCUUUACUACCCCUCAAAACAAUUUCCGUGUAUUUUUGAAUGGUUCUCUCACACUCGGAGGACUGGGAGGUGGUGCUGAAAGUUCAGAUGUAUGUAUGGCCAAAGUACUUGAAGAUGAACUUCACUCGGUCAUUCAAGCUGGCGAUGGCCAAUGUACAAAGAACUUAUUUACUCUUGUUACUGAAGCUGUGCAUAAAUCAGGAGUCCUUAAUCAGCUCCUGGAGAUUCAGAAGCUUGAUGGUUUUGACGUAGAAGGAGCUAUCCAUGCAUAUUAUAACAUUACUUGUCAACAGUGCAAGGUGUGUAAAUAAUUUCGUAAAGAACAGGCAAAAUUAUUUUCCUCUUUGCAUUCAGCUUCAUUGGAUGAAAGCUUGAGAGUCGUGAAGGACUACCUGAUAGCAGCUACUGCAAAAGACUGCAGUUUGAUGUUAUGUUUUAAACCAAGGAAUGAGAAUGAUUCUGAUUCUGGAUCUUCCUACAAUACUGUAUAUCUUGAGUCAACUAAACAAGCCUUUGAUUAUAAGGUGCAUUUUAUCGACCUUGAUUUAAAGCGUUUGAAUAAAGUGGAAGACUACUAUGAGUUAGAUAAGAAUAUAGUGAGCUGCUACAAACAGAUGAACAAAAUAGAUGAUGGAAGAAAUGAAGAUGCAAAGUUGCAGGGACCUGAAGUUGCAAACUUGCAGGGAUCUGAAGUUACAAACUUGCAGGGGCCUAAAGUUGCAAAUUUGCAAGGACCUGAAGUUGCAUACUGAAGUAGGUUUUGUCUCUUUGCAAGAAAGAAGAUCAUCUCAUAGUGGAGGGGGAAGAGGGCUUAAAAGUUAAUUAAGUGUCAAUCACCUCCUUAAGAUCUAAGGUGAUAGUGUGGGACUUUUUUGUAUUGGUGUAGUUAGUCGAAGGCCAUCACCGAUUCGAAGAACAUGAAAGCAGCAUCAUCCGUUGUCGGCACCAAUAACCCCUCUUAUUUCUUUGAAUGAGGCUUUGCAUAAUUAUCUCAAUGGUCUACCUCCUUUAGAGACCAAAAAGUAUGUUGGAGCAUCCUUGAAUUCACUUGCCUUUGAUUCUUCUCCUCCUGCAACAUUUGAUGAUGCCUUAUCAUCCUAUGCCACCUUAUAUGAUGAAUCCGUAGUCCCUAUAAGAAAUAACUCUUUGGGCACAUCAAUGCUUGACCUUUUUCAUGAGGAUAUAAGUAAAAUACAUUCACAAGAAGAAGCUGGUAAAGUUACUGCCGCCGAAGAUUGCUCACCUGAGUUAUCUUGUAUCCCCGAACAUUAUCCUCUUAACUUACUUGGCAUGCCAGUACCAGAUGGUACCUAUGUACUUGAUGGUUCUACGGAAGAUUCAGUUGAAGGUGGACAUUAUAUUAAGGAAGUAGGUCAGAUUGAGGCAAACAUUGAAGUUCCAAAUUGUGAUGGCAAAAACAUUAUUAGUAAAAUGCAAUCUCCAACAACAAUGGAUAGAAAUCCAAUGGAGAGAUGUAAUGAUGAGGUUGUUUGUAUCGGACGCCAUAUACAAGGGCACGCUCUAGAUAGGCGCGGUCUAGAGAAUAAUAUGACCGUUAAUGCUUCAAACAUCCGUUCUUAUACAGCAAAAUCUGAUGAGUGGAAUGCAAGUAAUCAAAUCUGUGGAAGUACUCACAUAAUGCCGUUUCAGGAUCUAACGAAUAAACAGUUGAAUCCUCCAAACUUGAAAAGGAAGAGGACAGGUCAGAUCGAUCUGGAUGCUUCUGGCUUAACACAUGAAAAUCAGGAGGAAAGUGCUGAUUUCUAUCAGAGUAUCCCGAAAAAGAAGACGAAAACGGGGGAAUUAGAAGGGGCAUGCAAUAACUGUAAAUGUAUAAAAUCACAGUGUUUGAAACGAUAUUGUGAAUGCUUUGCUGCUGGAGUUUACUGCACAGGACCUUGCUCAUGUCAAAACUGCUUGAAUAAACCUAUUAAUGAAAAUAUUAUCCUGGAAGCUCGCAAGAAGAAUGUGCCUAAAGUUGAGGACGCCAACAAAAGCGGAUGCAACUGCAAUAAAUCGGGGUGCAUGAAGAAAUAUUGCGAAUGCUUUAAGGGUGGUGUUGGUUGCUCCCCAAGCUGUACCUGUCAAGGAUGUGAGAAUAUAAAUGGUAGAAAGAUAGAUGACUGUAUUGUUUGGAAGCCACAUCUUAUCUGGGACUGGAACAAACAGAAGCAUUACAAAUCCGAGAACAUCUUGUACUGAAUAGUUUGGAAGCCACAUCAAGAGCCUGUGAAAUCAAAUCCUAUAGGAACCAUAAUUAGAUUUCUUUCUGAAUGUAAUUGAUUUCUUAAACCUUACUUUUGUUGAUGCCACAAUGUACAACUCCAGUCAAUGCUUACGUUAUUAAUA
This is a messenger RNA of Vicia villosa (hairy vetch), 3816 nucleotides long. RefSeq lists its product as uncharacterized. The record is from RefSeq and is a predicted model, not a curated record. Lineage: Eukaryota; Viridiplantae; Streptophyta; Magnoliopsida; Fabales; Fabaceae. The coding region runs from base 2626 to 3669 and encodes 347 amino acids. Gene Ontology annotation, molecular function: DNA-binding transcription factor activity. The transcript has 10 exons.